GACACAUGGACGAUAUCACUUGCCAAAUCUCACAUUUCAUGCGACAAUAUUUUUGGUGACGUGAUUUGGUCAAGCAUAAACCAUAAAUCUCCUUCUCAGAUAUUCAUUGAUGUCCUUUGGAGAGAGAGAAGUCCACUGUCACUUCGGUUCCUCGGGUUUUGAUCUCUGGAAUUGAAUUGAUUUAUUAAUGUCAUAAGAAAGUAAGGAAUGGUAUGAUUUCUAUUCCAACUGAAUCAGUUGAGACGAAUUAAAUUAUAAAGGUCUCGCAGCUUCGAUCGUCGAGAGGUAGAGAUAUCUCACAGGAAUGCUUCGGGCGAGCGUCGUGACCUACAAUUGUGGCCAAGAGAGCAAUGAAUGCCCCAAAGGGACAGACCCAAAUGACGGAAUUGAAUUGAAGCUCGUGUCGUGAAGCAGAGUUUAUGCUUGCACCUUGCAUUCGCAAGCAUUUUGCAGGACCAGGCUUGGCCGGAACCAGAGGCGUGUAUGGCGGCAUAGAGGGGAACCUGCGUCUCGGGGAGUUGCCUCAGUCUCCGCCGUGGCAUUGUCGAGGUUUUCAUGGUUUCAAUUCCUGGAUUGAGAACCGCUCGCUGAUAUCGUUGCCUCGGAGACAGCUCGGUGUAAAAGUUGGAGGAUCGCGUGCUGGGGCCUCUCAAUUUUUGAAACCGGAAUCUGGUGGAAGGGGAUUGUCGAGAAAGGUGCAAGCGCGAGCAUCAGGCGAAAUGGUGGGAGUGGACGUGAAGGUUCCGAAGGCGAAGAAAGUUCCUCAUGUGACUGAGAUGUUUGGACAUGUUAGGGAGAAUAAUUAUUACUGGCUGCGCGACGAUUCCCGGAAAGAACCAGAGAUUUUGGAAUAUUUGAAAUCUGAGAAUGAUUACACAGAAGCUAUGACUGCAGACACGAAAGCCUUUCAAGAAGAACUCUAUAAAGAGAUGCGAGGAAGGAUACAAGAGGCGGAUACAAGUGUGCCCUUGAGGAAAGGGGCAUUUUUCUACUACAAGAGAGAUCUAGAAGGAAAACAAUAUCCACAGCAUUGCAGACGUGCGACUCCUGAUGGUGAACGCCCUGGAUCUGUGGAGGAAGUGAUGGAAAGUGGUGACGGAGCCGCAGUGGAGACGGUUCUUCUCGAUGAAAACGCUGUAGCAGAAAAGCAUUCGUUUUACCUUGUUGGUACUGUGAAGGUCAGCCCGAAUCAUAAGCUCUUUGCGGUGACAGAAGACUUUACAGGGAACGAAAUUUUCACCCUACGUGUAGUUGACAUUGAGACGGGCCUAGAUGUUGGAACCAAGAUUACUGGAGCUACAGAUCAAGUUGAGUGGGGCGAUGACAAUACCCUGUAUUAUCUAAUUCAAGAUGAAACACAACGGCCGUACAAGGUAUGGCGACACAAUCUGCAAUCAGAUCAAUCCUCAGACACAUGCAUUUACCACGAGAAAGAUGUUGAGCAUUGGUUGGACCUUGGCUCCUCUGAGAGUGACAAGUACUUGUUAGUGACGUCAGCGAGCAAAAUCACCCAGUUUGUACUUUUCUUAGAUAAGAAAAACCCAGAUGGGGAGCUUGAAUAUUUGUCGCCAAGGGUCGAUGGAGUUGACAUUUCAGUAGCUCAUGCAAGAAAUCACUUUUUCAUAACAAGAAGAAGUGAAGAAACUUACAACUCCGAGCUACUUGUUAGUCCAAUAGAGGAUCGUUCAGCACCAGUCGUUCUCCUCCCGCAUAGGCCAAGUGUGAAGCUGCAGAGCGUUUCCACGUCAAAGGACCAUAUUGUCGUGCAGGAGCGUGAGAACGGACUAGUGACUCUAACUGUGUACAUGCUUCCUCCAGUUGGGGAGCCCAUAACAAGUCUUGGUGAGGGAAGAAAAGUCGAGUUCCCCGAACCUACCUACAGUGUUUGGCAAGCAGCCAGUCAGUAUGACUCCUCCGUAAUGCGUUACGUCUACAGUUCUCUGACCACACCUCCAACGGUGUACGAUUACGAUAUGAAUACAGGGGUGUCAGUAUUGAAGAAAGUUCAAGCGGUUCUAGGUGGCUUUGAUUCCACCAAGUAUGUAACCAACCGGGAGUGGGCAACAGCAGAUGAUGGAACUCAAAUUCCCAUUUCCUUGGUGUACAGAAAAGACUUGGUAAAACUUGAUGGAAGUGACCCGUUGUUGUUGUAUGGCUACGGGUCCUACGAGAUAUGUAUCGAUCCUGAUUUCCAGUCGAAAAGACUUUCUCUGCUUGACAGAGGUUUGGUCUUUGCUAUAGCUCAUGUUCGAGGUGGGGGCGAAAUGGGCCGAAAAUGGUAUGAGAGUGGAAAACUUUUGUGCAAGAAAAACACGUUUACAGAUUUCAUAUCAUGUGCGGAAUUUCUUAUAGAGAAAAAGUACGGUUGCAAAGACAAGAUUUGCAUAAACGGAAGGAGCGCAGGUGGGCUUCUUGUGGGUGCCGUUAUGACAAUGAGACCUGAAUUAUUUACAGUUGCUGUUGCGGAGGUGCCCUUUGUUGACGUAGUUACCACCAUGUUGGAUGAGUCUAUUCCAUUGACGACUUCAGAGUGGGAGGAAUGGGGUAACCCCAAGAAAGAAGAGUACUACCGCUAUAUGGUGUCUUAUUCCCCUGUAGACAACGUUGUCAGCGAAAUGUGCUUGACGCUCUCUUCCAUUUGAUCUGAAGGUUACGUCUCGGAACUAUCCACACACUUUGAUUACAGGAGGUCUUCACGAUUCUCGAGUAGCCUAUUGGGAACCUGCUAAGUUCACAGCAGAACUGCGAGAAAAGAAAACAGACAACAACGUUCUUCUUUUCAAGUGUGACAUGGGUGCAGGCCAUUUUUCCAAGUCCGGAAGAUUUGACAAACUUGGAGAGGGGGCAUUCGUGUUUACGUACAUCCUCAAGUAUUUGGGGUUGCUUCCAGUGAAGUAAUUAUGUUGUUUGAAACAAAGUAUCCAAGUCUGUCGAAUUAGAUCGUCCCGUCUGCUUACUCUGUUGAGGCUUUGGCCGGAUUCAAGCACUUUCAUAGAGCUUCUUGGUAUUCAUGAGAGGAUCCAGCAAUAAGAAGUCGCUACAGAUUUUGUGAGAGGCUACAUUGUGGAAGGACUCACAUGAGCAGCCUUGAAGACCUUUGAGUCCAUCUACUAUCGAGUUCGUGCUUCCAUUUAAAACUUCACAAUACUCUGUUUCACAUGCAUACCUCAGGUACAUAUCAGUUCUCGCUGUUUGAAUCGAUCUUCAAGAACGUUCUUGGAAAUUUCAAAGAGUCGCCUUCUUCUUUGAGUGCCUGGCUGAAUCGAUCUUCAAGAACGUUCUUGGAAAUUUCAAAGAGUCGCCUUCUUCUUUGAGUGCCUGGCUUUCUUUUUGCUACUCCAUGGAACGCCUAUCUAGCCAUGCCGCAGCACUGAGGAGGCAGCCCUGUAUAAUUGUGGCGUAGCCUUUAAUUAACCGUGAAUUGCCAAGAUAUUGAACUUAUAUUGCGAGUAUUGAACUUGACACUUCAAUACCCGCCGCAACCAACACUUCAGUUUUGCCUUCAUGCCGGUCCAACCAAGAAUGUCUUGUAGCUAUUGUACGGAAGUCGUUCAGUUGUGAGGAUGGCUGCAGUAGGAGAAAGUGCUCCUAGCUUCAUUCUGGACAUCACGUGAUUGUGCCACCCAGAUUUGACAUGAUAACAUCUAACAUCGACAUUAACUCCCAUGUCCAUCCGUGUUUCCUUCCUGC
This is a messenger RNA of Marchantia polymorpha subsp. ruderalis, 3690 nucleotides long. The record is from the annotation of a GenBank genome assembly. Lineage: Eukaryota; Viridiplantae; Streptophyta; Marchantiopsida; Marchantiales; Marchantiaceae.